This is a messenger RNA of Schizosaccharomyces osmophilus, 1020 nucleotides long. RefSeq names its product Golgi mannan polymerase I complex subunit Mnn9 (gene mnn9). Gene Ontology annotation, molecular function: alpha-1,6-mannosyltransferase activity. The record is from RefSeq and is a predicted model, not a curated record. Lineage: Eukaryota; Fungi; Ascomycota; Schizosaccharomycetes; Schizosaccharomycetales; Schizosaccharomycetaceae. Gene Ontology annotation, cellular component: mannan polymerase complex. The transcript has a single exon. Gene Ontology annotation, biological process: cell wall mannoprotein biosynthetic process; protein N-linked glycosylation. The coding region runs from base 1 to 1020 and encodes 339 amino acids.
AUGCGUGCAUAUAACAAAUCCAGAAUUGUUGGACAACUACUGUUCGUCGCUUUGGGAAUCACUUUUAUUUAUUAUUUGCUUACUCCAUCCGUGCACCAAAGCGAUGCCGUAAAACCUCAAAUACGAAAAGCAAAUACCGAUUCAAUUAUCGUGUACGACAUGAAUGAAAUUACUGCGAGCGCAAAUGCCCGGGAAAAGAAGGAAGAAGUCCUUAUAUUAACCCCCAUUGCUCGCUUUUAUCCCGAAUACUGGGGAAACUUACUAAGGCUUUCAUACCCUCGAAAUUUGAUUACUCUCGGAUUUAUCGUGCCCUCCUCAAGAGAUGGCACCAAAGUUCAUCGUGAGUUGAAAGCUGCUGUCCAAGCUGUCCAAAGGGGUCCUGUGUCACAACGUUUUGCCGACGUUAAAAUCAUGAUUCAGGAUUCUGGCUUGUCGUCUGGACAAUCAGAAACACAACGUCACAAACUUGAGGUGCAAAAGGAGCGCCGUUCCAAACUUGCCUCCGCUAGAAAUACACUUUUGUUUUCAGCUUUGGGACCCAAGACUUCUUGGGUACUGUGGUUGGAUUCGGAUAUUGUCGAAACUCCAGCAGAUCUGAUUGAUGAUAUGACUUCUCUCGAUAAAGACGUGCUUGUCGCAAAUUGUUACCAACGUCAAGGAGAAAAAGUGGUACCCUAUGACUUUAAUAGCUGGAUAGACUCCGAACCAGCUAAAGAACUCGCUAGCAAAAUGAGUAAAGACGAAAUUUUGUUAGAGGGAUAUAGAGAGUUCGCAACAUUUCGUACCUUGAUGGCCUACUCUUACGAUGAACAUGCUGACAAGAGAACGCUGAUGAAAUUGGACGGUGUAGGCACUACUGCUUUAAUGGUAAAAGCUGCCGUCCAUAGAGAUGGCGCUGUGUUCCCCACUUUUCCCUUUUAUCAUUUAAUUGAAAGUGAAGGAUUUGCAAAGAUGGCAUCACGUCUGAAAUAUGAUAUUUAUGGUUUGCCAAAUUAUUUGGUUUUCCAUUAUAAUGAGUAG